Messenger RNA from Leptonychotes weddellii (Weddell seal), 1844 nucleotides. Lineage: Eukaryota; Metazoa; Chordata; Mammalia; Carnivora; Phocidae. The record is from RefSeq and is a predicted model, not a curated record.
UGACCGGAAACCUCAGUAGCAGACCACCGUAGCUAUGCUCAUAAACAUAAUAGGAAAAGACACCCCUAUAGCCUCAGGUCAGUUGCCAUUUCUGGGCCUGCCCGCUCUCCCACCUCCAGAGUGUGCGGUUCUUCAUGAACUGCUUUGCGCUUGCCACCUUCCUUCUGGCUGUCUUUACUUAAGCGCGGAUCCUCGGGUAAAUCUUCCGUGGGGAAUCCAAGAACCGAGACUCCAUUCACACAACGCAGAGUCUCCCACCAGUAACACGAACAAGUCCUCAAGUUACACAAGAUUUCAUGGCUCAUGGCGGCCCGUAUUUUUUGUUAUUUAAACGAAUCCCUGCAUAACCCAUGAAAGUUUCAGUUUAGGAUGACUUCCUAGAACUAGAAUUGUGCUUUUUCACAUUUUUCCCCUACAAGUCCACGCGUGUCUCUGGAGAGGCUGAUGCCGCAAGGGAUUCUGGGGAGCGUAGUUCUGGUUUAGGGCAAGCCCAGACUUCUGGCGCAGAGCUGGGAUAUCGGAAAUAGCCGGCGGUGAGAAGGUAGCGACACAAUUUUCCGCAAACGUCGCUCACGGGCGCGCCUGCGCGACGUACGGGGGCGUGGCUUCCCUUUCCCACACGAUUGGCCAGCUGUCUUCCGGGCACGCGCAAACGGCUCUUUUGACCCCCCCCCUCCCCGCGCCUUCCCUAUGGUGUCUGGGAUUUGUAGUUCAGACUCCCACCCUAAUUCAGCCGCGGGUUGGCGGCUCGGAGUUCCGAAGCCGUCCCCACCUUCGGCUCUUGGCUGGGAGGAUGGAUCCAGGACCCGGGACCGACACGGCGCCGCUGACUGGCCUGGCCUGGUCGUCGGCCUCGGCGCCUCCGCCGCGGGGAUUCAGUGCGAUCUCCUGCACCGUGGAAGGGGCGCCCGCCAACUUCGGCAAGAGCUUCGCGCAGAAGUCUGGCUACUUUUUGUGCCUCAGUUCUUUGGGCAGCCUAGAGAGGCCUCUGUGUCCAAGAAGAAACGCAUGUGUGUGAAGCUGAUGCCCCUGGGGGCUGCAGACACGGCCGUGUUCGAUGUCCGGCUGAGUGGGAAGACCAAGACGGUGCCUGGAUACCUGCGAGUAGGGGACAUGGGGGGCUUUGCCAUUUGGUGCAAGAAGGCCAAGGCCCCAAGGCCGGUGCCCAAGCCCCGAGCUCUCAGCCAGGACAUGCGGGGCCUCUCCCUGGACCCGCAUGCCCAGCGCAGCAAGGGUGGCUUUCCAGAGCGGACCCUGUCCAGGUUAGGCUCUCGGGCGUCUACUCUGCGGAGAAGUGACUCCAUCUAUGAGGCUUCCAACCUCUACGGCAUCUCAGCCAUGGAUGGUGUUCCCUUCACACUGCACCCCCGGUUCGAGGGCAAGAGCUGUGGCCCCCUGGCCUUCUCUGCCUUUGCCGAUCUGACCAUCAAGUCGCUGGCAGAUAUUGAGGAGGAGUAUAACUACGGCUUCGUGGUGGAGAAGACAGCAGCUGCACGCCUACCCCCCAGCGUCUCGUAGCUCUUGGUCAGCCCCAGGGAAGAGCCCCCUGCCCGGCACCCCCACCACCCCAGGACUGGCAGCCACCCCAUCCUGCAGCAUCUUGGGAACCUUGGCGGCGCAGGGCGUUCUAGAGCCUCAGCCACCCAACAGAGCCACAGCCCUGGAGAAGGAGCAGGACCGACCGGUCUGCUUGGUGAUGGGGUCUCUCGCCCCCGGGGCCCUGCAGGGCAGGGGUGGGGGCUGGACGGAAACCAGUGCCUUCAAGUCAUUUGUGUCAAAACUCUCUGGUGCCUGGAGGCCACGCGGGCGUCCUCCUGGCAAUAAACACCACCCCGUGCCCACUG